AUGCCCGAAAGUUGUAUACAUCCGUUCAAACUCCUGCGAGCGAAAAAGUAUGCGUUGAUGACCAUCGAUGAUGAUAACCCUUCCAGCUCGGAUAACGAACACGGCCCCGCGGAGAAGGCAGAGGGGACAAAGGGUACUGCCCAUAUUUCCCCGUUGCAUAAAGUCGCCAAGGCAAACUCUGCCAGAGCCUUACCUCAAGCGCUUCACGCCAACGACGCGAAAUUAUCCUCCUCAUCGACCACGCCCUCUGUCUCCACUGCCGCUCCACAGGCUAGUGGCUCCCCGUGGUCCACAGACGAUGUUUCCGACGGGCAAGAGCAUGACAUCGUCAAUCACCACACUGAGGGCGAGAACAAUCCCAAGGAUGUCUCCACGGACGAUAGUGCAGUCUCCUUGGGGAUUCUGGUGGAUGGGGUAGAAUCUGGUUCGACAGCGGAUGGUGCCAGCCUUCAGGUGUCUGUCACUCCAGCUGAAGUAGUGUCAGGAGCCCUGGUUGGAGGUUCAGAGAGUGAUUCGACAGGCCAGGGAGAGUCUGAAGAUGUCUUGGAGCCGCAGUCGUUGCUCCCGCCGCGUUGGCGUAUGGGCAGGUUUGUCUUCUCUUGCGUCGCACAAAGUAUGCCUUGCUAA
Molecule: messenger RNA, 627 nt
Organism: Gloeophyllum trabeum ATCC 11539
Lineage: Eukaryota; Fungi; Basidiomycota; Agaricomycetes; Gloeophyllales; Gloeophyllaceae
Exons: 2
Coding region: 1-627 (208 amino acids)
Source: RefSeq, a predicted model, not a curated record